GGGGCCAUGGCCGCCGACGUGUUCAUGCGGCCGGCGCGGCUCCUCGGGGCGGCGGGGCCGCUGUCCCCCCGCACGGAGCCCGACGAGGACUCCUCGGACACGGACGAUGGGGGAACGUCGCCGGGCGGAGGGAGGCGGUGCGGGCCGCGGCGGGGGCAGCCCCCGGGCCCCCAGAUCAUCCACUCGGGCCACUUCAUGGUCUCGUCACCUCACAGCGAGCACCCGCCUAAGAAAGGCUACGACUUCGACACGGUCAACGAGCAGACCUGCCAGACGUACCAGUUCGGGGCAGCCCGCGGCGGCGGCGGCGCCGGGGGCCGCCUCAGCAUCGACGCCUCCCUCACGAAGCUCUUCGAGUGCAUGUCCCUGGCCUACAGUGGGAAGCUGGUUUCACCAAAAUGGAAAAAUUUUAAAGGCUUGAAACUUCAGUGGAGAGAUAAAAUCCGUCUCAAUAAUGCCAUCUGGAGGGCAUGGUACAUGCAGUACCUGGAGAAGCGCAAGAACCCAGUGUGCCACUUUGUGACCCCCCUGGAUGGUUCUGUUGAUGUCGAUGAACAUCGUCGGCCAGAGGCCACUGCAACAGAAGGGAAAUACUGGAAAAGAAGAAUUGAAAUAGUCAUCAGGGAAUACCACAAGUGGAGAACAUACUUCAAAAAAAGGUUACAGAAACAUAAAGAUGAAGAUCUUUCAAGUUUGGUCAGGGAUGAUGAUGUGGUUCUCUGGCAAAAGAGAAGGUAUGGCAGAGAAACCCCUGUCCCUAUGGAGGAAGACAGCCUCUUGGAUGCAGAUAUGCUUAUGUCUGAGUUCACUGACACACUGUUCUCCACACUGUCUUCACAUCAGCUUGUUUCCUGGCCAAAUUCCAGGGACAUAGCACACUUAGGAAAUGCUGACAUGAUUCAACCAGGGCUUAUUCCACUCCAACCAAAUUUUGAUUUUAUGGAUACUUUUGAGCCUUUUCAGGAUUUAUUCACUCCCAGUCGUUCCAGUAGUUAUUUCCCUUCUGUGUCUGCUGUCAGCUCGGCUACAACAGACAGCAGCAGCCAUUCUUCCCAGUCUCCUGUCCUGCCCUCGGGUUCGUUGCCCAGCACGCUUCCAGCAGGGAACAUCAGUGAUGGACUGAUUGCUUCCUCAGUACCUGCUCCUGUCAUUCCUGAGGUUGGCACUGAGCAGUGUUCUGGCAUUAGAAGUGGGGGAUCUUUCAUCCAGCCAGCAGACUUCACUCCCGACUCGUCUCUUAGUGGGCCACAAACUUUCAUGCCAGUGUUUCAGACACCCCUGCCACUGCUUCAACCUGCAGCACAACAGCACCAGUCCCCGUUGCCUGCAGUGCCUCUGAACUCCAGCUUAAGCUCUUCACCAGCUGCGUUUGCUGCCCCAGAAACCCAGAAGAUUGGCCUCUGUGAAUCUACAGUUAUCACCCACACAGCUUCUGCCACCUUGACCCACAACGCCCCCGCCACCACCUUCAGCCAGAGCCAGAGCCUCGUCCUGGCGACGCAGCAGCAAGGUGCAGGAGUGCCUUGUAACCUGGCUUUCCAGACUACUGUCCUGCAGGGGCAGCCCCGGCCCCAGGUGCAGUCCCAACUGACAUUUGCACUCCCCAAAGCUGUUCCUCUGGCCAGUGCUGGGACAAGGCCCAAACAGUCACAAAAAAUAGUGCCUCCUCCGAAGCCUGAAACAGUGUCCUUAUUGGUAAAGAAUGCCUUCAUCACCCCAGCUGCCUUUCAGGGACAGUCCAGAGCUGUGAUUGUAACUCCAGCACCUUUAAAAAGAGAAGGGAUUUUGACGCCAGCCACGUCUCAGUCUAAUGUUGCAAUUGCACCAGCUGGAAUUGUCAGAGCUCCCAGGGUGACGGAAUUCCGUAGUAACAUUCUGGUUGGUCCAGCACAGCGAGCACCAAGUAGUCAACAAACCCAGUCCACAGUCUCACAUCUCUUCUCUCCUAGUGUAGUCCAGGAUGCCUUGGUGAAAGGAGAGCAAAUCCCUUCCCACAGUAGCAGUUCACAAGUUCCCUCACCUACACCCAGCAGAGACUGUCAGAAUUCAGGCCAAGCUUCCCCCUGCACCUCUGAGCAGAGCCCCAGUCCACAGUCUCCCCAGAACAACUGCUCAGGAAAAUCUGCCACUGACUCUAAUAUGGCUGCACUUGAGAAUCGAAGGAUGAGGCGCAUUUCGGAACAGAAACGAAGGUCUAAUAUCAAGAUUGGUUUCAGUACUCUGAACAGCUUGGUUUCAGCCAACUCCAUGUUGAUCAGCCAUGCAAUCACGCUCCAGAAAACAGUAGACUAUAUCGCUAAACUGCAGCAGGAAAGAACACAGAUGCAAGAGGAAACCAGGCGCCUGCGGGAAGAGAUCGAGGAGCUAAACGCUGCCAUCAUUUCUUGUCAACAGCAGCUCCCUGCGACUGGGGUUCCCGUAACACGGCAGCGAUUUGACCACAUGAAGAAGAUGUUUGAUGAGUAUGUGAGAAGCAGGACCCUGCAGAACUGGAAGUUUUGGAUUUUCAGCAUUAUUAUUAAGCCAUUGUUUGAGUCCUUCAACGGGAUGGUUUCCACAACAAGCUUUAAGGAUCUGAAUCAAACUGCAAUGGCCUGGUUGGAUCAGCACUGUUCUCUUCCUGUUCUGAGACCAAUGGUGCUGAACACCCUCCGGCAUCUAAGUACAACCACCUCAGUUCUGUCAGAUCCAUCAUGCCUGCCAGAGCAAGCUGCUGAGGCAGUGAGCAAGAUGAACAAAACAGCUGGCGAAACCUAACAACCAAAGACACUGAGUUGCUUAUCCAAGGGGUGGAGAACCUGCCAGCCUAGCAGCCUGGCACAUCUCCUUUCAGUUGGUGCACUUUAGAAAGAAUUGUUUCCAUCACCCAAGACGUUCAGGGCAUCUGGCUCUGCCAUCAGAAUAUGUGCAAGUAAUAUGCAACGUUGUCAUAACGUUCUGAUUCCACCUCAGUGCUGUGCUGUACUCCGUUCAAGUGAGAAAACACCAAGCUCAGGUAAAUCCAGCAGGUCUGAGUCCUGCAGGCAGCAAUAUAACUCCAUCAAUGCAGCAUGCAUCUGUAUGCAACAAACAUAUUUCUAUGAAACAGCUCAAAGUACUCUCUGAAGUGUAAAUCUUGUACACCAAGGAAUGUUCUCUUAAAGGGGGAAAUACACUUUUGAUUUUGUGAAACAAAACCUGCUUUUUAUUUUGUUUCCUGGUAUUCAGUUCCUUUUGUUUUACUUGAACAGUGAAAGUCAUUAAACAAGAGCAUAUUAAAAACCAAAGGAGAAGAAAAAUCCAUCUAUGAUGUCAGCUCAUGGCAAAAAAUACUAAAAUUAAAAUCUCAGGCUGUGUUUUGUGUAUUUUUAUUUUAAUGAGUGUAUCAGUGCGUAUGAUCACUUUCAAGACAUGCUUUAUUUUCUAGCAAAUAAAGUAGCUGAUUUUUAUUACUUUUCCUGAUAUAGCCAUUGCAAAUGAAUAGCAGGCUGUGCAGUAAGUGCAAGAAAGCAGUUUUAAAUUGUAUAAAUUCUGUGCUUAGGAUAGCUAGAUGAAUUUUCAUACUAAUUUAAUCUGUGAACUGUUUUCUUGUACUCUGCAGAGUUCAGCUGCCUUCCUCAUAAAACGUGUGUGUGUAAAACACAUCCACAGGUCAAUGUAGUAAUGCUUCAGAGACAAGCAAUGAGUUUGUAAUGUUGAGAAACUGGCUUUUUUGUUAUUUCAGGCACUGUAUCAAACCACAUGGACUUGUAGUCAGUUCUUUGCUUCUAGGGUUGGACCAGAUUGAUCCUUGAGGUCCCUUCCAACCUGACAUUCUCUGAUUCUAUGAUUGAUUCUAUAAUUCAUCUUUUUUUUUGCUUGUUCUUUUUGCCUUCUAUCUGAAAAACCUGAAGGACUUGCCUAAUUUGGUCUGUAUGGGAAGGUAAUGUUCAUCAUUAAUUAUAAAACUUGAAAGUGUAAAACCUGAACUACUGCGUAACAUUUUUCUGUGGCAGUCUGAGCAAGUACUGUGCUCUGCUGCAGAUAAACUUUGUCUCAUUACAUCAGUGACAGCCUGUCCAUCCUGAGACAGCCCUGGGAUAUUCAUUCCAGAUGUUGCUCAUAGUCUGGAGUCAUCCUGUGACCCUUAGGAUUCCACUCGUUAUUUGAUUCUGCUUUUUAAGAGCAAUGCAAACUGUGGAUAAUUUGUCCCUUGUACCUCCUCUGAAUAGUUCUCUCCCAGUUUCAGAAGCAGGCUGCCUGGAGGUGCUUAGCAGGCUGUCCCAGUGCUAAAAGGAGCAGGUAAAUCAUGUGGGCAUUGCACAUGCUGGAAUGGGCUCAGUAGCUUCUCCCUUGGGGGACGUAGUUUUUCUCUGCCUUCUUUCCAACCUUCUCCACUUGCUGGGCCAAAGUUUAAAAUAAAACAGUAGGUUUGGGGAGUGGGAAUAAGCAUGGGGAGUAAUUUUCUGUCUUCCUGAGAUUUUGCAGCUAAUGGCUUUCAUUGCAGAGUUGACUCCUGUGUGAGCAGGGCUGUAGCAAGAUGAAAGCAGUGAAGGUUUAACCCCAGGGCCCUCUCCCUGAGCAGAGGUACUGUGGGUUGAGGAACUGGGGGCUGGGGGGGAACUGCUGGGGGUAAGGAGAAGAAGGGGAAGACAAAACAGUAUGAUCCAAGUACCAGCAUGCCUUUCUGUAGGUGUGCAGACAGAUGAAGAGAUGCUCUUUUCUUAAUUUUUAUUUUUUAAAUUUUGACAGUAGAUCUGACUUAACCAUUUGGCAUUUGUGGCACAUGUGAAAACUCGUGUCCUUGUGACAGAACCAAGAAAAAUUCAAGCCUCAGCUAAGGAACAGUUUCUUGAACCAGUGUAUAAAGGUUGUCAUUAGUGAUUAAAUAGUGAGUAGAUUUUGGUGGGGAGAUUUUUAUCUAGGUUUUUCAUACAUAAUUUUACAAUAAAUGAAGCAAUAUUCUUUCAGAUGCAUCAGGGUAAAAACUGUUGAAUCAAAUUUGUAAAUUUUUUUUUCCAAAUCAGUGCUUUAAAUCCUCCCAUUUAUCACUGAUUGUCAACUUGAUUCCAGUGAACUCAUUUAACACUGUGAUUAGCUGGGGGGUGUCCCUCAAGCUCUUUCUUGACUGGGCUAUCUCAUGGAGAUGCAGAGAUAUCUCCUGCCUGUUUGCAUGCUCAGAAUAUGUAUCCGGUUUUCUAGAAAGAAAUCAGUAGGCAAAUUGUCCAAGAACAAACUCACUUGUGUUUCUGCUGUACUUUCCAGAUGAAAAGAUUUUGUUAUGCCUCCCUUGCAGUGUGGUCUCCUGCUUGCCAGGCAAUGACUUGGCUUCAUUUUUACCUUGUUCUCAUUACUAUGAAUGACAUGAAGAGUUUUGUCUCAAGCAGCCAAGUGCACUAGAAGUAUUUUUCAAAGCCCAGGGAGAUCUGACAGCUUCUAAGCUUAAAUCCUGACAUCUCAGAUCUCACUGAAUGGAUUGGAAACUGAAAGGGACCAUAAAGUAAUAGGAAGGGGUGGUGUGAUUGAACUGCUAAAAAUUUUGCCCAUCAGCAGUUUUUAUCUGCACUUGGAGGGAACAAAAUAUACUCAUUGCACCAUGGUUACAAUUGGAGGUAAAGUGCUUAUUCUAAUACCUUGUGGUGGAGAAACAAGAUCAUGGCACUAUUUAAAGCUCAUAAAUCUUAAUAAAUAGAAAAAAAAACUAAAUGAAGGAUUGCUUACUUCAGAAAGAGUGUAGGAGGGAAGAGAGGAAAAGUGAAAAGAUCCCUUCCAUGUGGGGCAGUUACUAGAAAUGAUGUGGCAGAUCUUUGAAGCAGUGAUUCAGUGUUUUUUAGUUUGGUUUUUAUUUUGUCAGCCUGUUCUUGCAAAUCAGAAUUCUUUUAUCAGUUAAUCUUGUGAGAGGUGUGAUUUCACUUCUUUUGGGAACAGGAGGAAAAAGCUGUGUUAUGUCUCACAUCUGCACAGUAGAAGUACUGAGGAUUGAUAUGAAAACAGAUUGACCACGUAUGUAUCAGUUCCUGCUCAGAUUUCCACUUUGGUUUUGUUUCAUGUUCUUAGUCUCUUUCUUACUCACUGGGGAGUCUAGAUACUGUCUUUAAAAAAAAAACAAAACCAAAAAAAAAAAAAGCAACAACACAACAUGUAUUGAGUAACACUUUGCCCUUUAAUUUAAGCAGUCUGAUUUCCUCAGUGUCACCAAAGGAUUCUUAAGCAAGCAAAACACACUGUGCCUGUAGUCUACACAGAUUUCCAGAUGAUGCAAGUCUGUCUGCAGUGAAUUGGUGCUAAAUGUAUAAAGAACAUUUAAUUGAAUACGAAUCAUGAUCAGUCAAAGCUGACAUAUUUCACUCAGUAAGGGAAUAAGUGAGAUAAAAUACUUAUGGCCUGUGAUCUGCACAAAGUCAAACUGAGAUUGUCUUAAUGGUUCCUUCUGAACUUGAAUUCUAUUGAUCAGUAUAUUGUAGGUGGCCCCCACCCCAAACACAAGUUCUGGAGAAUUUGUGCAUUAUUUCAUCUGCUUAUUAGGCUUGUAUGAUGCUGCUUGUUAGCAGGAGGACUAAACAGUACAAGUCCAGGAGCAAAGUAGACUAGAAGGAAAUAAUGAGUGGGAACAGAGAAAAGCCCAUGCUUCAUCUUGGCAGUCUGAUCUCUGCACAAAACCAAAGGAUUCUGUGUUAAUUCCAUUUGACCCAACUGACCAUGUUCUUCCAUGCUUUUCUAGACCCCACAGGAAGCUUUUCUUGAAGGGAAACUUACUAGAAUGUUUCCAUCUGUGCCUUAGAUCUUGGCAUUUGGUGAUAGGUGCAUUUGAUUUAUCUGAAAUCACUCAUUCUUCCCCUUAAUAAAACACUCUGGAAAAUUCAGUGAAUUCAUAAAGUGGGGCUUCCCUGGGUUUUAAGGUUUUUUUUUAAUCUGUGUGGCAUUACUGUGUCCCUUUGAAACUGAGGUUGUGAAAAAUUGUGUGUGUGUGGAAAAAAAUUGCUGCUUUCCUGCUGACUUCACCACCCUUCACUCCCAGGCACAGACACACACGUGCACACACGUGUUCCCUCUAUCAUACCAGAAGCUGGACAGAAACCCAGCAAAUACCCAAAUGCUUAAAUCUCUCAAUCUCUCCUAGAAUGGCUUGAAAAGACAAAGGGCUGUUACCUGGCAUUAAAAAAUGCCAUCCCUUCAAUUUCUGUCUUCAGCAGCUUUUACAUUCCCUUUGGAGUGUGUGUCUAUGGAUGUGUGGCAGAGGUGACAGGGGCAGGUGGAUUUUUGGGUUGUUUGCUUUUAAAAUUCCAAACUCCUGACAAAACAGUUUGAGAGCAGGAGAGGGAAGCUCACUGCAAAAACGUUAUUUGAAAGCUGUUUCACUUUCUGUGUUUCUGGAGUGGAUGAUUCGUGCCUCAACGUUGCCAACUAGGAGAUAACUGCUGAAAACAGAAUUGUUAACUAUUGUGAGUUCCUUUUUUCUUUCUUGGUAUCUCUUCUUUCAUUGCAUAAAAAAACCCACCCCAAAUCAAAAGUCUAACCCUGGUUUAGGAGCUUUUAAGGAUUCAGUCAUCAGAGGACUGUGGACAAUUGUUGAUGACUUUUAAGAGGUUUGACAACAGGAGAUUUCCUAUUAUUCCUUCUCAGUUUAUACACCUGAGUUUCAGAGGUAAUUUGUUUGGUUUUGUCCUUUAUAGUGCCCCAGUCUGGUUCUCACAACAUCAGCUAAGGCCUCAGGUUUUCUUUUGUUCCAUUCUUGGUUGUAUUUCAUCCUCAUUUGCUGUGAACAGAAUUGGUAGUACCAAAUAGUAUCUUGAUCAGUAAAACUUGAUCCAGUUACAGAGCAUCACAUUUCUGGACUUUUAUAGCAUGACUUUCUAGUCAUGGUCUGAAUUGCUUUUAUAUCUGAACUUUUCCACCAUGAAUAAGGAUUUUAAUCAAAAAAUAUCAAUGUUAGGAGCAAGCCUUUUAGUUCAUACAAUUAAUAAAUUGUUCUUUUUUUUCUUCUACCUUGUAUUUAAAUGUGUUUUAAGUGAGUGGAGUUCAUUCUUGUUUUUUU
This is a messenger RNA of Calypte anna (Anna's hummingbird), 7993 nucleotides long. RefSeq names its product MLX interacting protein (gene MLXIP). Gene Ontology annotation, molecular function: protein dimerization activity; DNA-binding transcription factor activity, RNA polymerase II-specific; RNA polymerase II cis-regulatory region sequence-specific DNA binding. The transcript has 17 exons. NCBI's taxonomy places the organism in Eukaryota, Metazoa, Chordata, Aves, Apodiformes, Trochilidae. Gene Ontology annotation, cellular component: nucleus. Gene Ontology annotation, biological process: regulation of transcription by RNA polymerase II. The coding region runs from base 7 to 2757 and encodes 916 amino acids. The record is from RefSeq and is a predicted model, not a curated record.